CGCUGGCCAUAUAAUAUCACAGGCUCAUGUGACAGCGUGCAUGGUUGGAUGUAUGGCAGUUCUGUGAUAUAACAAACACCAAAAUACUCUUAUUUACACCAGAAAAUAACAUUUAAACAUGCUAUCUUUACACACUACAAGAGUGCGAUGUCAUCAAUUGCUGAAUAAAACUGCCCAAUGCGCCAGGACGUUUAUGUUAGUGUCUGCACAAAAGAAUUUCAAUAGAACAGGAUUAAAAGUACUAUCAAGUCCUAGAGUUUUAAUCAGAGGAUAUGCUGCUGAAGCCACCAAGCAGACAUUUUCUAGAGACAAACCUCAUGUGAAUAUUGGAACAAUAGGUCAUGUAGAUCAUGGGAAAACUACACUUACAGCAGCUAUUACUAAAAUUCUUUCUGAGAAAGGCGCAGCUAAUUUCAAGUCGUAUGGUGACAUUGAUAAUGCUCCUGAAGAAAGAGCUAGAGGAAUCACAAUCAACACUGCUCAUGUUGAAUACCAGACAGAUAAACGCCAUUAUGGACAUGUGGAUUGUCCUGGUCAUGCUGAUUAUAUAAAGAACAUGAUUACUGGUGCAGCACAGAUGGAUGGGGCUAUACUUGUAGUGGCAGGAACAGAUGGUCAGAUGCCGCAAACUAGAGAGCAUUUGUUAUUGGCCAACCAGGUUGGAGUAAAGAAUAUUGUGGUGUUUAUAAACAAAGCUGAUGUGAUUGACGACCCAGAACUGCUUGAACUGGUUGAGAUGGAGUUACGUGAGCUGCUGUCAGAGUAUGGCUAUGAUGGCGAUAACACCCCAAUCAUAACAGGAUCUGCAUUAUGUGCAUUAGAAAACAAAAAUCCUGAAAUGGGAAUCAAUGCUAUCAUGAAGCUAUUAGAAGCUGUAGACGGACACAUUCCAACACCCACUAGAGAUCUCGACAAACCUUUCUUGCUUCCUGUCGAAGGAGUGUUCUCAAUCCCUGGACGAGGAACUGUUGUUACAGGAAGAAUUGAGAGGGGUGUGAUCAAGAAAGGGGAAGAGGUCGAGUUUGUUGGUCAUGGGUCAAAGAUAAAAACCACUGUCACCGGGAUCGAGAUGUUCCACAAACUGUUGGAUCAAGGACAGGCUGGAGAUAACCUUGGUGCAUUGGUUCGUGGUGUUAAGCGAGAAGAGGUACGCCGUGGAAUGGUUCUGUGUGCUCCUGGAAGUGUUAAAUCACAUUCAAAGUUUGAAGCACAGGUGUAUAUCUUAAAGAAAGAAGAAGGAGGUCGUCACAAGCCUUUUAUCUCCAACUAUACGCCCCAGAUGUACGUCCGUACUGGAGACGUGGCGGCGACCAUCACCCUCCCCGAGGGGAAGGAAUUUGUCAUGCCCGGUGAAGAUGCUAAUUUCUCUGUCAAGUUAAUGUUUGACGUGCCUUUAGAAAUUGGACUUCGUUUUACUUUACGAGAAGGUAGUAAAACAGUCGGCACAGGAGUCGUAACAAAGAUUCUAGAAUAGAAAGAUCAACUUAUCGUAUAAUGCUGGACCAGAAGUUUUAAUGCAUCCUCGGAAAACCAGGGCGCUUCAUCCUCCCCACCUCUCCCCCCUGGGUUUCUGAGGAUGUGCCUUUUUCGCGAGCUUGUAAAAAAAUGAAGAAAAAAUCUUCUUCGAUGCAAACUAUUUGUAGUGUCUGUGUAAGUCCAGGCAAGGCUAUCGUAUAUACCACACAGCAUUGAAGCAAUUAACGAAUAAUCAAACCAGUGACGUCAAGUGCUGGUCACAUCCUAUAGAGGCUUUGCACCAUCACGUCAUGGCAGCCAUGACAGGAGGCAGGAACAAUGGAUUCUGGAGUAAUCUGAUUUACAUUAGAAAGGAUCAGUUUCCCAGGGGGGAAAAACUUUUGUUAUGCCCCUGUCAUGGCUGCCAUCACGUGAUGGUGCAAAACCUCUAUUCAAAUUUAGUUCUGUUACAUCAUAUUCUUUGAUUGCCUCAAUAUAACUGAUUUGUUACACAAUAGUCUUGCCUGGACAAUAACCUUGCCUGGCGUUCUUCACCGUUUGCAACAAGCUUCAUGGUUUAUUCGAUUCGCCUCAAAAUUAGUAAAUCUUCCGAAAAUGAUUGAAAUGAAAUCCAGCGGUUUGUCGUAUGUUA
Molecule: messenger RNA, 2107 nt
Organism: Actinia tenebrosa (Australian red waratah sea anemone)
Lineage: Eukaryota; Metazoa; Cnidaria; Anthozoa; Actiniaria; Actiniidae
Biological process (GO): mitochondrial translational elongation
Cellular component (GO): mitochondrion
Molecular function (GO): GTP binding; GTPase activity; translation elongation factor activity
Source: RefSeq, a predicted model, not a curated record